Bombina bombina (fire-bellied toad) is the source of this 1010-nucleotide messenger RNA. RefSeq names its product ribosomal protein L7 like 1 (gene RPL7L1). The record is from RefSeq and is a predicted model, not a curated record. Gene Ontology annotation, molecular function: RNA binding; structural constituent of ribosome. NCBI's taxonomy places the organism in Eukaryota, Metazoa, Chordata, Amphibia, Anura, Bombinatoridae. The coding region runs from base 79 to 819 and encodes 246 amino acids. Gene Ontology annotation, biological process: maturation of LSU-rRNA from tricistronic rRNA transcript (SSU-rRNA, 5.8S rRNA, LSU-rRNA). The transcript is spliced from 6 exons. Gene Ontology annotation, cellular component: cytosolic large ribosomal subunit.
GGUGGUUGAUUGGAGGAAGUUAGCGGAAGUGGGGUUUUUUUGCACUUCCGCCUCAAUCGUCAGAACCGAAGAAUCAUCAUGGAGGAUUCAGAGCCACGGAAGCUGCCACGUGUGCCAGAAAAUCUGCUGAAGAAAAGGAAGAAGUAUCAGGGACUGAAAGCGGCUGAAGCGAAAAGGGCGUUAGAGGAGAAGAGGAAGCUUCAGCCGGGGAAGCCAAUCACCUUUAAGCGUCUGGAGACCUUUGUGAGAGAUUCCCGAAGAAAAAUGCGUGAUGAAUCCCGACUGCGCAGGAUGAAGGCUUAUCCCAAGAAGGCUCCCAGCACAGCCAAUCACAAGCUAGCGUUUGUCGUGCGAAUUGCUGAUAUUCAGGGCGUCAGUAACAAGGUUCUGCAAGCCCUGAAGGUUCUUCGGCUCGGUAAGAUUUUCGCUGGGGUGUUAGUGAAGCUCUCGGAGUCAUCCAUAAAGAUGCUACAGGUUGUGGAGCCAUAUGUAGCCUGGGGGUUCCCCAACUUGAAGUCUGUGCGAGAACUUAUCCUGAAACGUGGGAAGGCGAUAGUGAAUCGGAAGCAGGUGGCACUGACUGACAAUACGCUGAUAGAGGAGCACCUAGGAAAAUACGGGAUCAUCUGCCUGGAGGACUUAAUUCAUGAGCUGUACACGGCAGGAGAGAAUUUUGUAGAAGUGAACAAGUUCCUGUGUCCUUUCAGACUGUCGGUAGCAAGGCAUGCUGCCACUAAUAGGAAAGGCUAUCGGACUGAGUUGGGGGACCCUGGGCACCGGGGAGUGGGCAUCAACCAGCUCAUCCGGCAGCUCAACUAGAGGAUAACCAGGGGACGAUUGUGUGAUGAGUCCUGGCAUCUGGGCAUGCAGGGACAUGUGGUGCCGUCCUGACACCUACAGACCCUCUUCAUCUACCACCACUGUCACUCUGUGACUGAACUUUGUGCUUAUGGACCUACCGUUGUGUAAUGAUCAGUUAUAUUUUGUUAUAAUAAAGCCGUUCUACCGUC